Messenger RNA from Cutaneotrichosporon oleaginosum, 898 nucleotides. RefSeq lists its product as uncharacterized. Gene Ontology annotation, biological process: protein targeting to membrane. NCBI's taxonomy places the organism in Eukaryota, Fungi, Basidiomycota, Tremellomycetes, Trichosporonales, Trichosporonaceae. The record is from RefSeq and is a predicted model, not a curated record. Gene Ontology annotation, cellular component: cytoplasm; nascent polypeptide-associated complex.
GAUCCAGCCGACGAGGCCCACCCUGCCCCACGCCAAACUCGGGAGAAUCAACGGGAUCAAAUUCAGUAGGUGAUAAUACGUGUUAAUUCGACUCUUUCGGCCCAAUCACCAAACCGGUCCGCCUUCCUUCGCGCUCGUCACCUCGAUCUCUGCGACCCGACUCCGUCUCCGCCCCACAUUCACUAAACAUGUCGCUCGAGAACCAGGUCGAGAACCUCAACAUUGAGGACGGCGCGUCCGUCGAGAUCCACUCUCGCCCCGAGCGCAAGGCGCGCAAGGCCCUCGAGGGCCUCGGCCUCAAGAAGGUUCCCGGAAUCCAGCGUGUGACGCUCCGCCGCGCCAAGAACAUCCUUGUUGUCGUCGCCAACCCCGAGGUCUACAAGAGCCCUGGGUCGGACUGCUACAUUGUGUUCGGCGAGCCCAAGGUCGAGGACCCCAACAGCGCCGCGCAGAUCGCUGCGGCUCAGCAGCUCCAGGCCUCCACCCAGGCCGCUCAGGCUGCCCACGCCGCCGGCGGAUUCAAGGACGGCGUUCCCCAGUCCCUCGAGGAGCUGAUGGGCGGUGACGAGUGAGUUAGAGGCCCGCAAUUAUCAAGCGAAUGGCGCUGACGCUCGAUCUGCUCACUUGUUUACAUGACAUUGUUUUCUGUCAAUAACCAUUGGCAUCUCCGCUACCAUCCCACUGCCACACGAUAAACCGCGACUCAACUCCGUGCCAACUGCGUUGACUCUCUCUACACAUACGCACAUGCCCCGCUUUCGCUUCGUGUUUACAGCGCUCCUGACCUUGAGGCCGGCGAGAAGACCGAGAAGAAGGUCGGCACGGGUGGCAGCGGCAAGGUCGAGGAGGAGGACGUCAAGCUCGUCGUCGCCCAGACCGGCUGCACCCCGGAGAAGGC